GCCGUUCUGAGCCUGCUGAGCUUGGACUGCCGUGAUUAUGAACUCGCAUCUGUGAGUGUUCCAUCAAUUCCUCUUAGGAACGCGAAGAAAGAAGAAAGGCGCCCUGAGCCACACAGCUGAAUCGCGUUCUCCUGUCCAAAAUGGCGGCCUCAAGCGUCUCCGAGGGGCCGAAGCUCUUCCAGGGGGUUGCUCGCAAUGACUUUGCCUUUAAGCUGCUGAAGCAGAUGGGGUGGGAGGAAGGUAUGGGGCUGGGGAAGGAGAAGCAGGGCAUUAAGACGCACAUUCGAGUCCGGAAGAAUGUUGAGCAAUCCGGGGUCGGUUUAGCUGAGGCAAAGAAGCAGGCUGCGGAUUGGACGAUCAACACGUCUAUCUAUGACCGGAUCCUGGCGAAUCUGACGGUCAAGAGUGCGGGGGAGCGGACAAGCGGGGCGGAGCAGAAUGACAGUGAGUCAGAAGAUGCGGAGAAAGUGGUCAAGAAGAGCAAGAAGCAGAAGGUCGAUGGCGAGGGCGAAGAAGUGGGGAGAAAGUCAAAGAAGAGGAAGAGUGUAAAGGAAGAGGUGAAAGAGCUAGAGGCGGAGGAAAAGCAGCCGAGGAAGCUGGCGCGGCACGUGGGGCGGUACAAGAAGCGGGAGGCGUCAAAAGCGGUGGCGGGCUAUGCAAGCCACCACUUGCAGGAAAUUUUGGGCGGCCAGCCAUCGUCGCUCAAGGUGGAGCUGCCUGUGGCAGACAUGGGAGCAACCCGGGUUACCAUAACCGAAGAGGAGACAGAAGAUACGGUCGUAGUAAAGAAAAUGAAGAAGAAGUCACGCGACAGCAAAGAGAAUUCGCCGAGCGAGGACCAGAUCCUCUCAGUCAAAAACGAAACUGCAACCGAGAAAAUUGAGACCGCAGUCGGUACGAAUACUAGCGUGACGGUUGUUACAACGAGCACGACAGCUGUCACCGCGAGCACGGCAGGUGUCGGGGGGGGUGCCGAUGCAGCUUCCAGAAGUCUGGCAGAGAGUCCAGACUGGUGGGGCCACAAAUACGGGUUCGUGCGAGGGGGAGGGCUUGGAGAAAAGCAAAAGAAGAAAGAGACUGGGGACGAGGCGAAGCGGGGAUUCUUGGAGCAGGAUCAAGAGGACCUGUAUAACCUGGUGCAGGACAAAAAGACCAGUGGGAAACAGGGCCUUGGGAUUGGCAGCCAGCCCAAGAAGGUGGCCGGCGCGCGCUGGAAGGGAAGCAAGGUCAACUUUGACGAUGACAACGGGAGCGAAGAAGGAAUUGCCGAGGCGCCCUCGGCGGCCAAUGACAAAGCGCCAGCUGUCACCAGCUACAAUGACGUUUUAGAAGCGGUGCGGGGGGCGAGAGACGAGGACUUGGUGGGGAACGGAAACAUUCUGUCGAUUGAGGAUAAGACGAGGAGGGCGGAUGCCAAAGAUAGGGAGUUUCGGAAGGAGGGGGCCGGUGCGGGGGCAAACGAAGGGGAGCAAGCGGGGGUGGGGGCGAUCAAGUGGAAGAAAUUGCUGAUGAAGGAACUUGAGGAGGUGGGGCUCAAGGGCAUUAAGCUGAGCAAACUGCGGAAGCGCUUGGCGGCCGCUGCCUUAGCGAAGCCCGGCUUUGGAGGCCUUGACAAGGGGGAGGUGAAAAGAACGGCCGAAGAUAAGAUCCGGACAAGUUCGAAGUGCAUCAUCAAUGGCGACCGGGUGUUCCCGGCAACAGGGGUGGCUUUGCCCCUCAAGCAUAAAGCGUAAUCUGGGCGUAUUUUGUGCAAAUCGCAACAGAGCGCAAACAUGCAAGGGCUGGCUCGUGCAAAGUCAGCCGGCACGUUUGAAUUGAUUCUUAUGACAAGGAAGGUACAUCUAGAUAUUGAUCGGACGGUAGCAUUAUGGAUCCUGAGUAAGCGGUUGAUUCAAUCAAACUUGUAUCAACUUAGGUGAAAAUCUUCAUGUCUUCAUUAACUUGCUCGUGUUUCACCUGA
This is a messenger RNA of Klebsormidium nitens, 1960 nucleotides long. The record is from the annotation of a GenBank genome assembly. Lineage: Eukaryota; Viridiplantae; Streptophyta; Klebsormidiophyceae; Klebsormidiales; Klebsormidiaceae.